This is a messenger RNA of Chelmon rostratus (copperband butterflyfish), 3687 nucleotides long. It is a transcript of the gene s1pr2, whose product is annotated as sphingosine-1-phosphate receptor 2. Lineage: Eukaryota; Metazoa; Chordata; Actinopteri; Chaetodontiformes; Chaetodontidae. Gene Ontology annotation, biological process: sphingosine-1-phosphate receptor signaling pathway. The transcript is spliced from 2 exons. Bases 620 to 1735 code for a protein of 371 amino acids. Gene Ontology annotation, cellular component: membrane. Gene Ontology annotation, molecular function: sphingosine-1-phosphate receptor activity. The record is from RefSeq and is a predicted model, not a curated record.
UUGACGUUUCCAUACACUCUGUCUCUCCUGUGUGGGUGUGUGUUUUUGUGUGACCGCGUAUUGUGCGCGCGCCUCGCUGACGCUCCACAGCCCCGUGGAGCUGUUGUUCCCAGAGAGCAGGAGGACAAUCAGACGAACUGCUGGAUUAGAGCGACAAAAGAGAAAGUGCAAUCUCCCGUUUUUAAAAACUCUUCCCUGGCUCUUCGUUUGUCUUUUUUUGUGGAAUCGUCUCGUGCUCGGCUGAUCUUUGCAGGGUUUCCACGGCGGCGCACAGACCGGUAUGGAUUUACCAAUUACGAGACAACACACGCCGUCUAGUCCUCCGCCAAAGUUUUGAUUGUCAUCGUUGCCUCUCGGCCCCGGAGCUGAGGAAAGCGCUGAACUUUGACGCAACAUUCGCCGAGACUGGGGGCCACAUGUGAGGACAUUUGGAGACAAAUAUUUGUCGGAGCGUCGUUUCGCUGCACUCGACCAAAUCGCUCAUGGGGUGACCCACAUAGAGGUCCUUAGAAGUGACUGUGGGACAGGCAGUCUCCCUCCCGGCCAAAACCCUCUUCCUGUCCUUUCCUUAAAGGCAAUGAUUACUGGCUUAGACACUCUCCACAACUCCACUGUGUGAAUGAAUCUUUGCCGUAAAGCCACUGUGAUCUGCCACCCUGUCACCAUGAAGAGCAAGUAUUCCCAGUACCACAAUAAGAGUCUGAUCCACUCCUACUAUGCCUUCGUUAAGAACAUGACCCCCCAGGAUCUGGAUAAACAUAUUGAGAGUAAAAAACAGCUCACCACCCUCAAUAUUGUCAUUGUGAUCCUCUGCACUAUCAUCAUCCUGGAGAAUCUGCUGGUCCUAAUUGCUGUCUGCCGCAACAAGAAGUUCCACUCCGCCAUGUUUUUCUUCAUCGGCAACCUGGCAUUCUCUGACCUGCUGGCAGGCUCGGCCUACAUAGCGAACAUUUUUCUGUCAGGGUCGAGGACCUUUGAGCUGAUGCCUGUGCAGUGGUUCAUUCGGGAGGGUACAGCUUUUAUUGCUCUGGCAGCUUCAGUCUUCAGCUUGCUGGCCAUAGCUAUGGAACGCUAUCUCGCUAUCACCAAGGUCAAGGUGUAUGGCUCCACCAAAACGUGCCGCAUGUUUCUUUUGAUAGGGGCUUGUUGGGUCACCUCCAUCCUGCUUGGAGGACUCCCCAUCAUCGGCUGGAACUGCAUCAACAACCUCCCUGAAUGCUCAGCUGUUUUGCCACUCUACUCAAAGAAGUACAUCCUCUUUGUUGUCACCAUUUUCAGCAUCAUACUGCUCUCUAUUGUCAUCCUCUAUGUGAAAAUCUAUUUGAUUGUACGCUCCAGCCGCCAGGAAGCAACCAAUGCAGCCACCUAUUCCCUUUUGAAAACUGUCACUAUAGUGCUGGGUGUCUUCAUCAUGUGCUGGCUGCCCGCUUUUACCAUCCUCCUCCUAGAUUCAUCCUGCAGGAUACAAUUCUGCCCUAUCCUCUCCAAAGCAGAAAUAUUUUUUGGCUUUGCCACUCUGAACUCAGCGCUUAACCCAGUGAUCUACACACUGCGCAGCAAAGACAUGAGAAAGGAAUUCCUGCGUGUGUUGUGCUGCUGGGGGGUGCUGCAGAGCGGGCGGCCCUCUGACCGCUGCCUGGUCCCUCUAAAGAGCUCUAGCUCUCUGGAACACUGCACCACCAAACACGAACACCAGACCACACCCAUCAUGCAAGACUGUACCACCUGUGUCUGACAUGGUGCAAACACAUUGGAGUGCUUUUGUGUAUGUGUGUGUAUGUAUGUGAAUGAGAGCGAGAGAAAGCAUGUGUUUAUAUGAGAUCAAGUAUAGAGGCUGUGAUGAGACGGAGAGAUGCUAAAAAACAAGCAAGCACACCCCGGACUGACAUGCCUGGCCAGGCUGCGACACAGCCAUCUACAACAACAACUUCUUCUUACUACAAUCAAAAUUGUGUGAUUUCACAAUCAGAAUUCAAUCAAUUCACCUGUGAAGCAGGUGUAAAAACACAAUGUUGGAUCCAAUUUUGUAGGUGAGAACUUUCAGAAAUGUGAAAAUAGCUUUUUUGUGGGUACUCUCAAUAAUUAAUAUGGUGUUGCAAAUCAUUGUCAUGGCUUGCAACAUGAUGUUUGUCAUCUUGUUUUUGUUUCUUAACAUGUAAACCCCUAUUAAAAGCCAAAAAUAGAAACAUAACAUGCAUAAUAUCAUUGUUAUGGUGAGUUGUUUUGGGCCUUUCAAGAACUGCAUCAAUGCAAAGCUUGCAAAGUUGCACUUUGUAGAUUACUCAGAGAUUGUUGCCUUUUGCAAGGUUUAACCACAUUACUCUCCUUUACAGAUAUAUGUAUAUAUUAGGCCAUCAGAUUCUCUUUCUUUACAGAGCUGGAGGCAGUGAUCAGCUUCACUCAACACUGCACUCCACACAAGCCAAAUUACUGAGUGCCCCCUCGACAAAACCAGGGCUAUAUAUUCCCCUAUAUAACCUUGCUUAAACCAUUUGAUUAACUACAACAAACUUACAUAAUCUGCAUACAUUUAAUGCAUGAAAUUCUAACUUAUUUGUAAGCGCUGAUGUGUAUGAUAUAUUCCAGCUCCAGCUUCCAUCACUAACACCCCUUCCCCCAUUUGUCCUCAUAAUCUGUCCCACUUGCUUUUACUGUUGUCUUUUGUAUCUUAACAGUUUCCGUAGAGGAAGGCCUAAUCAGAAAGCACAUUUCCUGAAGUGAGUUGGCACUGAUGAAUCAUUUUCAAUGACAGCUGUCCAGCAGCGUUGACUAAUGGGACCAACGUCCUGACAGUGUUGUAGAAACGUAGCAGAAAUGUGUUGUCCCUGUUUGUGCCUUCCUCUUGGGGAAUUAGGCUGAAUGUAUGUAUGAAGUGUUUGGGGCAGGCGCUCCAUUGUUGACAGUAUUAUUGAUCCUCAUUUUGAAUUACCAAGUCAUUGGCGAGCAGAGAGUGGGAUGAACAGGUUAGGUCACUCUCACUGUGAAGUCUUAAAUAGCACCAUGAACAAGAAUUUGUCGUGAACAUCCUGGUUUAAUGUGCUAGCCACAUGCCUUGUAAAAGUAACGAUGUAAGCACGCCUCAUAUUUCCAAAGACUCCUCACCUUCCCCACAAAAUAGGAAAAGAUCCGGUUUCAAACACACGGGGGAGAUCUGCCUUCCUGGGAGGUCAGCUCCAUCCUCAUUCUGACAUCCUACAACACGCAACUUCCUUCAGCCAGGAAGUCCUGUUUUUCAUUGUCCGGUUCCUGUUGUUCAGGGUUAGACUAACCUUCUUCCUGUAGACACACAUUUAGAAAUCUUCUCUCUCUCAGUGUUUUUUUAUAUUGACUUUUGUAUUUAGAUGGCCAAGUAAGAAAUGGUGAAAAGCACUUUGGCAGCUUCAGUGAUGUUUGCUUUUACCCCAAUAUUUUCAGAUGGAGAGGUGUUUCAAUCUGUGUACCUAUCACUUCAUUGUGUUGCCUGUAAUUUUUUUAUGAUAAAUACAUGAAUAACUAUGUAUGUUUGUAAGUAUGUAUCUUUGUACAGUAUGUAUGAUGUGUUGUAUGAAAUGUCUCGUGUGCAAUAGCCUUGUGUGUCCAGUAGCACGCUGCCUGUGUUAAAUCGGUACAAUCUGAAACACUAAUGUAGGUACAUAAACAUUUUUGUUAACUGCAUUCCUUUAUAAAAAAAAAAUAAAUGAAUUACUG